GCCAUGGAGAUAAACACAGGAGCGGCGUGUGCAGCUGAAAGUCUCAACGCUAUGAAUCAUUUAGCUAACUACAGACAUAAUUAGUGGACAGUGUUUUUCUCCGUAUUGCUGCAUUUCUUUUUUUUGGUCUCUUUUAAUUUUAAACGCCGCUGAUAUUUACAGUGUUCGUCUCUUACGGGCACACGACCUACACGGUCUCUCACUUAGACCGACGCGCUCGCUGUCAGGAUGGUGUCCUACAAGCGCCUGAACCCAGAAGAUGUUCAGUUUUCCAGUGAAGUGUUAUCAGAGGAGUCCCGUCCUGUCCAAGAGGAAAUUUCAGUGCCAGAGCCAGAAGAAGCCUCUCUGCUUCCACGAAGGCUGACAUGCUCCGUCACCACGGGCGUCCUGGUGAUCGGCUGCCUGCUGCUGAUCCUCUGUGGAGGCUGGAUCCUGGGCACCAUGUUCUGGUUGCACAGUCCCUCCAAACAGCAGCCGCACAGACCCCCAGUGCCGGUCCCGGCUCCAGCACCGACACCGACACCAGUACAAACCGAAGUAAACGACACGGCGGCUGCCCUCCGCCGCGAGGCUUGCAGUUUAAUCCCCGAGGCUUGGAGGUUUGACUGCUAUCCCGAAAGAGGAGUCGUCGUUACCAAAGAGCUGUGUGAAGCGAGGAACUGUUGCUUCAUCCCGGCCUCCGCUUCCUCCUCCUCCUCUGCCAGCCGUCCAUCAAGGGGAAACGGUAUCCCUUGGUGUUUCUAUCCUCCCGAUUUCCCUUCCUACUCGCUCAAGUCAAUAGAAGACACAUCGCUGGGACAGAAAGCUGAGCUUGUGAAGGAGGUGAAGACCUACUACCCAGGAGACAUUCUUACUCUAGAGGUGGAGAUACGUCAUGAGACAGACUCUCGGCUACGUGUCAGAAUUACUGACCCUUCGACUUCACGCUUUGAAGUUCCAAUCUCCGUUCCCAACGUCACCGAGAAGGCUGAAAAUCCAGACUACACUGUAGAGAUUUCUAAGGAGCCGUUUGGUCUGGUUGUGAAGAGGACGUCUACAGGAGCCGUGCUUUUGAACACCACAGUGGCUCCUCUCUUCUACGCGGAUCAGUUUCUCCAGUUGUCCACCUCCCUGCCCAGUCAGUUCAUCUACGGCCUCGGAGAGCACCGCUCCACCUUUCUGCAUGACGUCCACUGGAACACGCUCACCAUGUGGGCCAGAGAUGUGCCUCCAAUGGAGCAGACAAACCUGUACGGAGCGCAUCCUUUCUACCUGGCAGUCGAGGACGGAGGGAACGCACACGGCUUCUUCCUGCUGAACAGCAAUGCAAUGGAUGUGGCCCUUCAGCCCGCCCCGGCCCUCACCUGGCGCACUAUUGGUGGAAUCCUCGACUUUUACGUUUUCCUUGGUCCCGAUCCUGCUUCAGUGAUCGGACAGUACGUGGAAGUCAUCGGCUACCCAGCGAUGCCCAUUUACUGGGCUUUAGGCUACCAUCUCUGUCGGUGGGGUUUUAACUCAAGUGAAUCCACCUGGGAGGUUGUUAAGAGCAUGAGGAAUUAUGGGAUACCCCAGGACGUCCAGUGGAACGAUAUCGACUACAUGGAGCAAUUUUUGGACUUCACUUAUGACUCAACGAAUUUUGCCACACUACCAGACAUGGUCAAAGACUUGCACGCUCAUGACCAGCGCUAUGUGAUGAUCUUGGAUCCAGGUAUCAGUAGCACUCAGCCUGAGGGCUCGUACUGGCCCUAUGAUGAAGGACUGAGGAGAAACGUUUUUAUUAAAGAUGCUGAUGGAAAAACACUUAUUGGGAAGGUGUGGCCGGGUCUCACAGCAUAUCCUGACUUCUCUGACGACAUGGCCCACGAAUGGUGGUACGACAACCUUCAGAGGUUCCAUGAGAAGGUGCCGUUUGAUGGAUUGUGGAUUGACAUGAACGAGCCAUCAAAUUUCUUAGAUGGGUCCACAAACGGCUGUCCAUCAAACAGUCUUGAAAAUCCACCUUACACACCAGGUGUACUAGGAGGUUUGCUGAGAGCCAAAACUGUGUGUGCAUCUGCACAGCAGAAGCAGUCCACACACUAUAACAUGCACAGCCUCUAUGGACUCAUGGAAGCGAAGGCCUCGGCAAGUGCUCUGAAGCGGAUCGUGGCAAAGAGGCCUUUUGUAAUCUCUCGCUCCACCUUCCCCAGUCAGGGGAAAUACUCUGGUCACUGGCUGGGAGACAACAGGAGCCAGUGGAAAGACCUUUACACCUCUAUAGCAGGUAUCUUGACCUUUAACCUUCUGGGCAUCCCGUUGGUGGGAGCAGAUAUUUGUGGCUUCAGUGAGGAGCCGCAGGAGGAACUCUGUGUCCGCUGGACGCAGGUUGGAGCUUUCUAUCCAUUCACACGCAACCACAACGCCAUCGACAUGAAGUCUCAGGACCCAACAGCUUUCAGCCCCAUGGCUCGUUUAGCCAUGAAACAAGCUCUGCUGCUACGCUACUCUCUCUACCCGCUCCUCUACACGCUCUUCCAUCAUGCACAUGCACACGGACACACUGUCGCACGGCCCCUCAUGUUUGAGUUUCCAAAAGAUGUAAGAACUUAUGGGAUUGAUAAACAAUUCCUCUGGGGGAAGAGUUUACUGGUGACGCCGGUGCUGGAUCCUGGAGUAGACUAUGUGGAGGGUUACUUCCCAGCAGGUCUGUGGUACGACUACUACACGGGCGACUCUGUGAACAGUAAAGGUGAAGAGCUGCGACUCAACGCACCUCUAGACAAGAUCAACCUGCAUUUGCGUGAAGGAUCUGUGAUACCUACACAGGCGCCCAACCUGACCCUGUGGGUGAGCAGCGGUCAGCCUCUCCACCUCGUCUCUGCGCUGUCCGAUGACGGCUCGGCCAGCGGAGAUCUGUUCUGGGAUGACGGAGAGAGCAUCGACACCUACGAGAACGACCACUACACCUACAUCAUCUUUAACGUCUCUCAGAACGUAAUGACGUCACAGGUGCUCCACAACAAUGUGGAGGCCACGUACAUCACGGUGGAGUCAGCGUCUUUCUACGGUGUGAAGCAGCAGCCGAGCAGAGUGCUGGUGAACUCCCAGGAUGCAUCGUUCACCUACAGAAUGAACCAGGUGUUGACAGUGGCAGAUUUGGGCCUGAACCUCAGUCGGAACUUCACCAUCAGCUGGAUGUGAAGAAAAAAAAAUCAGAUUUUAUUUGAAAUAUUAGUUUUAUGUGUUGAUGGUUAUUGAGACUGACACACAGUGGAGUCUGGAAGUAUUAGAGCAGUGAUGUUUUUCACUAUUUUGGCUCUCUACUCUACACUGGGUAAUAACAGGAACUAUAACUGAGCUUAAAGUGGAAGUUCACGUCCAUAUCUGGUUAACAGCACUUUAAACUUUAUUGUUAUUGUUUCAUUUCAUAAACACUGUGCUGGAGUACAGAGCCAACACAAAACUGCCCAUCAGUGAGCAAAGAUGAGCAGGUAAAACAAAGUGGAGGCGCUCAGGAGUGAGUGAGGUCAUGAUUGUGUUCAUAUUAUUUAUCGGGCAUCUCAGAGAGGCUUUGCACACUUUUAUUUUUUUUUAAUGGACAAAAGCAUUUCUGUGUGCAAAAAGCAACAAAACACAAUCACUGACCCACAAAAGCGCCGACACUGCUUUUCAUAUCCAUGUGGAUGUGUCAUCAUUGAUAAAUUAUAACCAAACCAUCACAUAAUUUAAAACAAAACAGCUUGGCUUGGUCUUGGUACUUUUUAUGAGUUCUGAUCCGUAAAUCAAAUCUGUAUUUUAUUUUAUUUUGAAUUUAUCAUCAGCAGAAGGAUGAAGUGCAAUGAAUUACAGAGAGGAUAAUCUACCUUCCUGCAAAUGUGAUGAGGGUCUUAUAAUAGUCCAUGAUGUAAUAUAUUGUUAAUGCUUGAAUGCAGUCGACGGCCUAUUUUUGCACUAAUUAGUACUGCAGUAUUGCAUAGGUAGAUACAGGUGCCUUAUGAUUCCUGUUUCUGUGUUUUUGAGCGUCUCUGGGUUUGUUCCAGAUGAUUUUUUUUUCUCCAGCUUUAUAUUUUAAAUGUGUUUGCAACGCUAAAAAGACCAUAGUACUGAUGUGCUACAGGACAGCUUUAACCUUUGUGUCGUCCUCCCGGGUCAAAUUGACCCCGUCUGUUUUGACUGUUCCUUCUUUCCUCCCUUCCUUCCUUCCUUCCUCCCUCAUUCUCUCUUUCUUUCCUCCCUUCCUUCCUUCCGUCUGUCCUUCCUCCCUCCCUCCUUCUGUCCUUCCUUCCUCCCUUCCUCUUUUCCUUUCUCCCUCCCUCUCUCCUUCCUUCUUUCCUCCCUUUCUUCCUUCCCUCCUUUCCUUCCUUCUUCCUCCCUUCCUUCUUCCCUCCUUUCCUUCCUUCUUACUCCCUCCUUUCCUUCCUUCUUCCUCCCUUGCAUCCUUCCUUCCUCCCUCCCCUUUCUUCCUUUCCUUCCUUCUUCCUGCCUUCCUUCCUCCCUCCUUUCCUUCCUUCUUCCUCCCUUUCAUCCUUCCUUCCUCCCUCCCUCCCUUCCUUUCUUCUUUCCCUCCUUGAGUCAAGGACAACAGGAGGGUUAAAUGGAAAAUGGACAUCAGAGCAGCCGUGAAGAGUUCUGUAAAAAAAAAAAAAAAAAAACUACUGUGAAUUUUCUCAGCACUGAUUUUUCUGACGGAGUUUAAAAACUGAAGCCGGGUGAAUUUCUUGAGGUAGUUUAGUUUCAAGUUUUCAAGAUUGAUUCUGCAUGAAUCUGACCGCGAUGCUGUGGACAUCUGAUAGUUUCUGAUAAUUUAUAAAGGCUUUCUCACAACACACCAGUACGAGUACGAACAUGUUGCCAGCCAAUCUGUCAACUUUGAAAUAUGCACGCAGUUGCUAUUUUAGCUCUACCCUCUUUCAUAUUAAUAAGGUGGACGUAAUAUUAGAAAUACCUCUAAGUGUAAUGCAGUAGAAUUCAACAGCACCACAGCAGUUUGCAGUAUUUGAUCAUAAAGCUGAGAGUAUUCGUUUUUAUGUGAUUGUGAAGAUUUAAUUAUAUAUGAGCAAUAUGAGAAUUGUUAUUUUUUCAGCACGCGUUACCAAAAAUGAUGAUUGACAACUUUUGGCGUGACAACAGGUUGAAGAAAAUGUUAAAAAAAUUAAAGCCAAACACAACUUUAAGCUAUGUUUUAUUUUUAAUUGCAGAUGUAUAAAAAUCAUUUUCUACUUAUUUGAGCUCUGCUGUGGUCAACAGAUCAUAUUUUUUGAAUAAAUUAUAUUUUGAUGGAUCUUGAACCUGAAAUGUUGGCGCUCUCGAGCCACUAGAGGACACAAUUCCUCAGCGCUGGGAUGAUUGUUGGUGUCCUUUCUCCUCACAGAUACUCAUUUCCCUCAUGAGAACCAAGGAUUUGAUUUCAGAUGUGUUUGUCAGCCUUAAUUACUGAGAGUAAAUUAAAGAUGAUGUUUUUGGUUUGAACCACAGGAGCAGAAUGUUUUUUGGG
Scomber scombrus (Atlantic mackerel) is the source of this 5455-nucleotide messenger RNA. RefSeq names its product alpha glucosidase 2 (gene gaa2). Gene Ontology annotation, biological process: carbohydrate metabolic process. The transcript has 21 exons. Gene Ontology annotation, molecular function: carbohydrate binding; alpha-1,4-glucosidase activity. The record is from RefSeq and is a predicted model, not a curated record. The coding region runs from base 229 to 3162 and encodes 977 amino acids. Lineage: Eukaryota; Metazoa; Chordata; Actinopteri; Scombriformes; Scombridae.